CUCUAAAUUCAAAUCCACAAAAAAAAAAGAAAAUAAAUACCAAACUCGCCAUAGCAUUCGGACGCAAUGUUUACAUGUUGCGGCCUGACAACCACGUCCGUCGUGGACCCGGAGAUGGAUGUAGAAUUUCAGUGAAAAAGAGAAGUUGCAUCCUACAUGAUCCACUCAGUCAAAGACAAGUUGAUGGCAGUAUGCGGAAAUACCAGCAACUUGCGCUUACCAUUGUUUCAGUGGUGUGUCUUCUUGCCUUCUUGUUUUAUAAACAUGAAUACGAAAGGCUGAGAUACACCCUUGAAUAUCUUGACACCUUUGGUGAACCUCCCUCCAAUUUAGAAGCAGCUAGACCUCAGUGUGGCUACAACACUCACCACAAGAUUGCAACGCCUCCUGCUGAUUGGGUUCAAGUCACCUAUGACCUUGAGGUUUAUUCAUCUUACUGGGAUGGUGAGCCACAGAUCCGAACCAUAGGAGCUGUGCGCCUUACUUCAGCUCCGCCUUCAGAUCUUGGGUGUUUGGUCUGGUUUGAGUCCGAGAGCGAGCCAGUGCCAGGAUCUUGUAGUGUAGAACCAGUGUCAGAGAGAGAGCAUGGCCACAGCACACAUAAGGAAGAUAUAGAGGUCAUAUAUUUGCUGUGCACAGCCCACAACAAAAAGCUUAUGCUAAGCAAAAUUCCGUACAUGAUUCAGUUUACAGUAGGUAAUUCUGAAAUAUCAAAGCCAGUCUUCAUACAUGAGAGCGAGAGCUCAAAGAUUGUUAUCAAUAAAUCUGCUGUCUGUAUUCUUCCAGUGGAGGGUCCAGUAUCUACUUUGAAAAUCAUAGAGUUCAUAGCCUUUUAUAACAUUAUUGGCAUUGAUAGGUUUUCAAUUUAUGGUCCAGUUCUCACACCUCUUGCUAGAAAACUCUUAGACAAAUAUAGUGAUGAGAUUGGUAUCGAAUUUGAAGAAAAACUUUUUAGCUCUUCCUAUAGUUUCAAACUCGAAAAGGUAGUUGUCAGAAAGAUAGUCGAAUUAGAUUGUCUCUACCGUCAUCGUGACACCCACGAGAAUGUCUUGAUUCUAGACUUGGAUCAGUAUCUUAUACUGAAGCACAAACCUACGCUGCAAGAAACUUUAGCUGUACUGGUGAACAAUAAUCGGCACUCUAGAGAAGUAGCCGAGUUCCAUUUUUCUAGCCAAGCUGUCUGUCUUGAUCUAGAUCAUAUAAAAGGGGGAACUUUAUUAUUGUCACAGCAGAUCCAUAAGGUAGGCUCCGCCAAGGAAACAGGUGUAGCAGUUCUUCGUCCACACCUUGUGACGGCAUCACUGCUGGGUAGAUUAGGAAAUGCACCCAAGAGUCAGCAUGUCUCUUUAGCGACUGCAUUUGUACAUCAGUAUUCUGUUUGCUCAUCUACAGACAGUCAUGAUGACGAGCAGCAUCUUCCUACUACAAAAUGGAUUUUAGAUAAAUUAGAGAAGUCCCUCUUAUACAGAAAGUGGGAGAUAAACCGCUGAGCAUUUAACAAGUAGAUCCAAUAUAUGUGAUAAACUAUGGGUUUGUAUAGGACUAACCUAAUUUCUGGAUCAAGUCUGCCAAGAUUAUUCUGAAGGAUGUUGGAAUUUUAUAGAUUCAAUGUUAUUAGUAAAACUAAAUAAAUCAAAAGAUUUUCCCUUGAUGAAAUAAACACUACCAGCAACAUUCCACUUGUGAGGGGACUAGUAUCUGUAAAGCUGGAAUACUUCUUGGAUGGUUGAGUUACAGGAUGCCAUCACUUUAAAUAAUAUACUUUGAUGACUGUAAUUUCAGUAAUCUUUUCCAAUGCAUAUUUUUAUUAGGUAAUGUUAUUAGAAAAAAGUAAUCUCAAAAGUAAUAUAAAAAGAUUGAAAGUUUUAGCAACUGAAAAUUUAUCAGGCUCAAAUGGUUGUAGGAAGUAUUGACUGGGCAAAUGUUUAUUGAUCUUUUUUUUUAACGAUGUGGAUCUCAAAUAUGUGUAUAUUACGAGGCUUUGUACAUGAGAUAAGGGUAAACAGAACAGCAAACUAAUGCAUUUAUAAAUUUUAAGAGUGCAGUGUAAGUAGACAUUUUGAUUGUCGCAAAAUGGGAGCAUUAUCAUAGUAUAUGUAAUCCCUAGGUUUAGUUUACAUACUUGGAACAUUUAUUUUUUAGCAUGUUCAGAUGACAUUGUUAGGAGGGUUACAUUUUAGGUCCAAUAUGUUCCUGAAUCACUAACACAAAAAUACUGUGUUAUUUUAUAUUCAUUUGCAGAUUACAAGUUCCUAUAUUGACUGAUUGUGUAUUAUCAAUGAUCUGAUUUCUUUUCCAUUAGUAAUCACUUAAAUAGUGUUGUUAGUAUUUCUGUGAUUUAUAAUGACUCAAAGUUGCAUGUAAUUGUGUUUUGUGAGAAGCAUCCCAUCCCUGUGAUUCAACAUUUAAAUUUUCUAUGUAAUAUUACUACAAAUCUCUUUUGUUGCUGUUGAGUAAAAGACUUAAGUUAAUGUUUAUAUAGAGCAGGCACCAUGUCAGUUACUUGCCUGGAAAGUAGAUAUAAUAUUUAGAUGUACUACAAGGUUUUUGUAGAAAAAGGAUAAUAAUAAUGAUAUUUAAAUAAAAAAUUAUUAAUUA
Messenger RNA from Penaeus monodon (black tiger shrimp), 2598 nucleotides. RefSeq lists its product as uncharacterized. Lineage: Eukaryota; Metazoa; Arthropoda; Malacostraca; Decapoda; Penaeidae. The coding region runs from base 75 to 1490 and encodes 471 amino acids. The transcript has 2 exons. The record is from RefSeq and is a predicted model, not a curated record.